Molecule: messenger RNA, 1478 nt
Organism: Patiria miniata (bat star)
Lineage: Eukaryota; Metazoa; Echinodermata; Asteroidea; Valvatida; Asterinidae
Exons: 8
Coding region: 116-895 (259 amino acids)
Molecular function (GO): growth factor activity
Source: RefSeq, a predicted model, not a curated record
CCCGGAAGUACUUUAGACUAGACUGGCCACAAGUCGCCCUUGCACGCACAGCACCAACGUCGACAGAAAAGUGUCGGCUCCGAGACCAAAAACUUCACAGUGAUUUUGACACAGCAUGGCACAGCCCCCACCCUACAACCCCCAGUUUUCCCCACAGCAAGGCUACCCUGCACAGCAGGGGUACCCACCACCCCAGGGGAACACUACCCAGGGGUAUCCACCACCCCAUCAGGGGUACCCGCCACAACAACAGGGGUACCCCCCACAGCAGGCAGCAUAUACUACACACCAGACAAAUGUGGUUGUUCAACCCGCUAGAACAAGCCAACUUGGGACUUCUCUUGGAAGCCUCUUCAAGUCGGCAGAGAAGGCCGUGGUCAGUGCUGGAAAAACCGUACAACAUGAAGCUGACCGCUACGCAAACUCUCCAACAAUUAUGAUGUUCAAUCAUGGUAACGUGGUCCGGCUGCAAUCCCGAGAGACGAGUCGCUUCUUGCAGGUGUUGAACACCGGAGUGCUGGGUGCCAACGCAGCACCGCAGGAUCCAUCAGCACAUUUCACAGUGCUGAACUGCGGUCACAACAAUAUCAUCCUGCGCAGUGUCAUCUAUCCAACGUGCCACAUUGCAAACCACGGGGGCAACAUCGUCGGAAAUGGUAAUGGGGAUCUUUCCUGCCGAUUCCGUCUCCAUGAGACCGUGGGGGGUUUUGUCACCUUUGAGUCCAUCACCCCGAGAGAUCACCACAUCGGAGUGACAGCAGAGGGCGCCAUCAAGCCAGCCCAUCUCGCUCGCAAGGACAACUCGGCCAUGUUUUGCCCUUCGCUGGUGUCGACUGCACAGCCUCAACCUAUGUAUGUUCAACAGACAACAACUACAACAUACAAGGCCAAGUAGACUGCCCUCUGUUGGUGGAAAGGUGACAGGUUUGUUUGCCUUGGAAGAACGCUUCACACAUUUUUCUUGCUUGUUCACAGAAUACGUAACAACUUGUUGGUGAUAGUUUUAAGAUUUUUGUUGUGUGUAUCGUUUUCAAUAUACGACAUAUUUUAAAGUAGAAACAUAGAACUAUUAUAUAUACAUGUAUGUGCAUUUUAAUUAAAAAAAAAAAAUGUAUACUCAAUUAUUAAUCAUUUACAAAAAGUAACCACCAUCAUGAAGCAGAAGACAGUUUUUAUAGGACGUUGCCAGUGGAUAAUCACGCAUUGAAUAAUUAUUUGACGAAAUUUGUCAGAAUUUACCAACUUAUAUAUCUAACGUCACUUUUAAUUUUAUAUAAAUAGCUGUUUUUUGUUACUAUUCUAGAGUUACCAACACCUAAUUUGCAUUCUGUAGAAAUAAAACCUCUCCAGGGGCGGAUCCAGGAAUGUUUGCAGGGAGAGGGAAGGUUUCAUCAGCAAAAUAAUGGUGAAAUUUAGACAGGUAUUUUUCCCCGGACACUUAGACUCGUAUUAAUGGAGGUGUGUGGUGUUGUUGUUGG